AUGCCAUCGCAGAUCACCCAGUCUGAGAACCAGGAUUCGGGGCACGAGAAGUCCUCAAAACAAGCAUCACCAAUGCUGUACACCUGGUUGAUGGAGCCAAGACACGUCGAGGUCUGGUCAUCAGAGCGUGCAAACUUCAACCCAAUCGGAAGCGCGCCAGGAACGCGAACUCGACCCCGAAAUUAUGAUACCCACCUCCUUUCUCUGUUGGUCGAGCGUGAAUUUUUUGUUGAGUCCGACAUGAAUCAGCGUAGGACUUUGUAUGCUUGUUUUGAGGCCCUCCUGGUCCUUGCACUGAGCAAGGAGUGA
Molecule: messenger RNA, 309 nt
Organism: Fusarium musae
Lineage: Eukaryota; Fungi; Ascomycota; Sordariomycetes; Hypocreales; Nectriaceae
Exons: 2
Coding region: 1-309 (102 amino acids)
Source: RefSeq, a predicted model, not a curated record